Macrosteles quadrilineatus (aster leafhopper) is the source of this 1085-nucleotide messenger RNA. RefSeq lists its product as uncharacterized. The coding region runs from base 138 to 1061 and encodes 307 amino acids. Lineage: Eukaryota; Metazoa; Arthropoda; Insecta; Hemiptera; Cicadellidae. The record is from RefSeq and is a predicted model, not a curated record. The transcript has 3 exons.
UGAGUUUGCAUACAGUAGUUAGCUACUACCGUCCAGCUGGUAGUGACACUGUCAAGACACUAUCGUCAUGCACAGUUACUGAAAAUCUUCGUCAUGAUGCUGUAGCUAUUUGUGUUCAUCUAGACCCUGUGUUUAAAAUGAUUAAACAAUUUGUCCCUGAUUUAAAGUUUGCCCACUUUCUGAGUGACAGCCCAUCAACCCAAUACCGUAACCGUAAUAUGUUUUUCUUAAUUGGGACCUAUUUGGCAAAACAGCUAGGUGUUGAUCGAUUGAUGUGGCAUUAUUCAGAAAGUGGGCAUGGUAAAGGUGCUCCUGACGGGGUGGGAGGGUGCUUGAAAAGGACAGCAGAUAGCCUGGUCAACCAGUCUAAAGACAUAACCAACUGUCAGAGCUUUAUCGACAAUUUGGAGCAGCAUUGCCCAAAUAUAAAACUGAUGAAAAUUGAUGUGGAGCAAAUGGAUGUCAUUGACAAGAUAAUUCCAGAUAAACAAACUUUCCCCCCUGUGAAAGGAACCAUGAGCAUUCACCAGAUCACUUGGUUCAAACAAGAAGCGCAAGUACUUCAGGCAAGGAAGUUGUCUUGUCUGAAAAAACAUUGCAAAAACCAGAAAUGUAAACACUAUCAUGUUGCCACUGUGCACAUUCCAAAAGAAUCAUCCAAAAAAACAAGUGAUCCAAAAAAACCAAGGAAACAGCUGCACUACAAAGAUGUAUACACUUCUGAUGAAAUGAGUGACGAGGAACCCCCUACCCUGGGUGAUGACCUUCCUACCAUAGGGAAAAAUGACAUUGUCAUUGGUGACUGGGUGGCAGUCGUUUAUGAUGACUUGUGGUACCCAGGCAUAAUUGAGCGUAAGAUGGACGAAAAUGUGGAAAUAACAUUCAUGAAAAGAAAUGGAAAAGUUCUGCAUUGGCCUUCCACACCAGAUAAGCAAACAGUGGCCAUCCACACCAUUUUGUGCAAAAUACUUGAACCGCCACUGCCUACUUCUAGUAGGCAAUUUAAGCUACCAUCUCAGGAAUUUCAAAGAAUUGAUCAAACCUUUAACAAUGUUUUUUAGUUACAAAAUUAACUAGUAUUUUUA